AAUAUAACAUGUAAAACAGGAGAUGGUAGAACAAUUCUAUGAUUACAUAAUAAUGAUACAUUUGCAUGUUGAUCAGAUUCAUUAAUGAUUUAAUUUCCAUGUACUAAUAUAUCACCAUUCAUAAUGGCCAGUGCACACGGACCUGCAAAUACAUCAACGGUUCGGGACAGUAAGGAAUGGUUUCAAUAAGGUCCGCUAACGAUCUUGUCUUCGGGAGAGUUUAAAUGACAAAGUAACCUGAUCGCUAAAUUCAUAUGGAAAUCAUAUAUUCACCGAACACAGAAAGAGGAAAUUCAAUUAGACGACGCUAAAAUGGUGACACAAUGGAACGCCCUCAACGACACCUGGCGUAUCAUAUAUGAACCAUAACAACAAUUAGAUUACCUUGGAUGCACUUUGGAAGAAUUUGAUACUACUUGUAAAUAGUACGUGGAGCAACAUCGCCAUGUUCAGUUCGGGAAGGACAUGAUAACAUCACUCUGCAUUAACCUGGGAGAGGAUAACAAUAUAAUCUCAAACCCGGUAUAGCAAUGUAAUAAAAAAAAGUCUAGAUAGACGUCAAAUCCUGAAGCGUGUGUAAUAUGUGGAAUUAAACGAUCAUUUCCAAAUGAAGAUGACUUAACAGGGAUAAAGACCUAAUAGAUAAUGGAUAAAAUCAGAUAGUUCAAAUUGACAGCUCAAGCUUUUAGAAAUGAGUAUAACCUUUAAAAACAAAAUUAUCUCAAUCGAUUGUUAUGAAAAGCUAGAAAAUAACAACAACGAAAAGUCAGCAAACACAAAGGGAAAUACAUCAGCGAUUGCCGAAAUUCUAAAAGAUGGACACGUGGUGUUUUAUAGUGACCAUAAUUCUAUGGAUUUGUUUAUGCAAAGAGUCACUCAUGCUGUCUGAUGAGAAGAAACUGAUCAAGAUUUUGCUUGAACAAUAUGACGAAGUUGGCAAAGUAGGACGUCCAGUGCUAAAUACGUCACACACCGUCAACGUGAAAUAUGGCCUUGCACUCAUACAGAUUCUCGAUCUCGAUGAAAAGAAUCAAGUGCUUACUACAAAUACAUGGAAUAGAUUUUUGUGGACAGACAUGUUAUUGAGGUGGAACAAGUCGGAUUAUGGUGGAAUUGACCAUGUCAGAAUUCCAUCUGAAAAAAUAUGGACACCCGAUAUUGUACUUUACAACUAUGCUGAUUAUCGUUUGAAAGAGCAAAGAGAAGCUAUGGCUGUUGUAACCUAUGACGGAACUGUUAUGUGGAUUCCAAUGGCAAUAUACAAAAGCACAUGUCAAAUAGACAUCAAGAAUUUCCCAUUUGAUGAACAGACUUGUCAUUUAAAAUUUGGUAGCUGGACCUACGAUGGUUUUAAAUUAGAUUUAAAUUUUUAUAAUGAAAAAAAUGUGACAGACAUUACUGAUUAUGUGGACAGCAACGAGUGGAAACUUUUAGAGCACCCAGCUGUGAAGAACACAAAGUAUUAUCCAUGUUGUAAAGAGCCAUAUCCAGACUUAACAUUUACACUAAAAAUAAAGCGCAUCGCAGCGUUUUACAGCUAUAUAUUGAUAUUACCAUGCGUUCUACUGGCAACAUUAACACUUGUGGUAUUCUGGUUACCACCAGAAUCUCCAGCUAAAAUGAUAUUAGGAAUGAAUAUACUCAUGGCAUUCUUUCUCCUACUCUUGACGUUGGCUGACUCCACCCCUCCUGCAGCAGCCAGCAUCCCACUUAUAGGUGCAUACUUUUGUUUGAACAUGGUCCUCAUCACCUGCUCCACAUUUUUGUCAGUAAUCGUCAUCAAUCUGUACUUCCGUGGUGAUAAGAAGGGCCGUGUCCCGGCAUGGAUCAGAGCAUGCUUUAUAGAUGGGAUAGGUCGAGUUCUAUGCAUGACAACUCCUGCGGAAAGACGGGAUCAAACCCGCUCUCUGGAGGCUGUACAAACCAGUGACGGGGGAGUCGCCAAUCAUAUUUAUAAGGAUAAGAAAGGUCGUAGUAAAGAACGGAGACUUCCAGAGCUUAAAUAUAACAAAUUUGAACCCCCUGAGCCAUAUGACUUUUUAAACCACGGGGGAAAUUCAAAAAGUGGUGCUAGGUCACCUUUACACACACAGGCGAUUGAGAGCGACAUUAGGGAAAUAAGAAGGUGCCUGAGGACUUUUAUGACUCGAGUUCACGAGAAGGAAAUUCAGGGCAAAAUUUCUAUGGAGUGGAGAACUGUUGCAUUAAUAAUGGAUCGUAUUUUCUUUUUCACAUAUCUAGCUAUUACUAUAAUUUCACUAGCAACGAUCUUCCCUAAAUCAUGAUUCUUCAGAGACAAACACAAUCUAAAGCUAUACAUUUUCCUUCGCUCAUGCUCAUACUUAUACACGGCUAUAUGUGAUGAACCAAACUGGUGUUUGUUCAACCAAUGUGUAUAUACACUUUUCUCAAUAUAAGAACGGAACCACCUAAUUUAGUUUAACUUUAAUCCUUUGUUUAUACCAUACUGCAUCCUUAAAUAUAUUAGGGUUCCAAAACAUUAUUAAGAAAAGUAUAUCCAUAUUGUCUAAACCUAGAAAGUGACAUUAUCAAAAAUGAAGCACAUGCGGAUAUCGCAAAAAAAGGUUGUGAUAUGUUUGAGACAAAAAAUGUGGUAGAAUAUAUGCAUCUCCUUCUGGAGACAAUUGGAUAUAGUUGAUUGUGACAUCACAUGGACUAACCAACACUGACGUCAGCAACACUGCACUCUGGUCGCUAAAUGUCACAAUGUUUUGUACUAUGUGUCUUAAAAUUGUAUAUUUAUGUGUUCAAAUUCACCUCUCUUCAUCGGUUUAAUUUAGUUACCUCUUGUACAUCGUCAUCAAUUAUUUAUACCAUGUUUAUUCAGAUGUAAAAACUGUAAUAUGUAAAUAAUACACAAUUCAAAUGUACCCAAAUAUGGAUUAA
This is a messenger RNA of Owenia fusiformis, 2907 nucleotides long. Lineage: Eukaryota; Metazoa; Annelida; Polychaeta; Sabellida; Oweniidae. The record is from the annotation of a GenBank genome assembly.